GUCCGCAAUCCAGCCCUGCGUCAAGUCCCGCUGGGCGUCACCCAAAAGUACCUCAUCGUCACGUGCAACUACGUGGCGCGCGCAGCGGGGGUGACCAAGCUGAUGGGCAUUCGGGAUGCCAUGGCACGCUGCCCCGGCCUGGUGCUGGUCAGCGGAGAGGAUCUGGGCCCGUACCGGCAGGCCAGCAAGUCCAUCCAUGCCGUGCUGUCACGGUACGGCCCGGCGGAAAAACUGGGGAUGGAUGAGACGUUCGUGGAUGUAACGGAGGUGCGAGGUGCCGUCGCGGCCCGCGGAGUCGGUAACGGCUACAGUAGCGGCGCUGCCGUGGGGGUUCAGUCAGCAGGAGUGGAGAGCUGGCAGCAGCUCCUCACGGUUGGUAGCAUGGUGGCGGCGGAAGCUCGCCUGGCAGUGCGGUCCGAGACGGGCUUCAGAUCGUCUGCCGGCAUCUCCUCCAAUAAGAUGCUGGCCAAGUUGGUCAGUGGGCUUCACAAGCCUGACGACCAGACGGUGCUGUUGCCCGAUCAGGCAUGGGACUUUGUAGGUGCGUCGUUGGCUUGCUGCAUCUGGGGCGGUGGGGCGUCGACUCCCUGCGGCUGA
Molecule: messenger RNA, 597 nt
Organism: Volvox carteri f. nagariensis
Lineage: Eukaryota; Viridiplantae; Chlorophyta; Chlorophyceae; Chlamydomonadales; Volvocaceae
Exons: 5
Biological process (GO): DNA repair
Source: RefSeq, a predicted model, not a curated record